Messenger RNA from Salvia hispanica, 1493 nucleotides. RefSeq names its product acyl-lipid omega-3 desaturase (cytochrome b5), endoplasmic reticulum. The record is from RefSeq and is a predicted model, not a curated record. Gene Ontology annotation, biological process: lipid metabolic process. NCBI's taxonomy places the organism in Eukaryota, Viridiplantae, Streptophyta, Magnoliopsida, Lamiales, Lamiaceae. Gene Ontology annotation, molecular function: oxidoreductase activity, acting on paired donors, with oxidation of a pair of donors resulting in the reduction of molecular oxygen to two molecules of water.
CACAAAUGUGAACACGUAUAUGAAUUCCAGUCUAUAUAUACGCAUACAUGCCCCACUCACUCACGCCUAUUCCAUUCCUUUUGUAACUGAAAACUCUCGAUUCGAAACCCCCUCCGGAAAAUGGCCGUCUCUUCCGGUGCCGACGCUGAGCACCACGGCCACGCCCAAUACGAGCACCUCGGCAAGCGCGCCGCCGACAAAUUCGACCCGGCCGCGCCUCCUCCGUUCAAGAUCGCCGACAUCCGCGCCGCCAUCCCGCCGCAUUGCUGGGUCAAGGACCCCCUCCGCUCCCUCAGCUACGUCGCCUGGGAUGUGUUCGUCGUCGCCGCGCUCCUCGCCGCCGCCGCCUUUUUCGACAGCUGGAUCUUCUGGCCCAUCUACUGGGCCGCCCAGGGCACCAUGUUUUGGGCCUUGUUCGUCCUCGGCCACGAUUGUGGGCACGGGAGUUUUUCGGACAAUACCACGCUGAAUAACGUGGUGGGACAUGUACUACAUUCCUCAAUUCUUGUACCUUAUCAUGGAUGGCGAAUAAGCCAUCGAACACACCACCAGAAUCAUGGUCAUGUGGAGAACGACGAGUCAUGGGUUCCGCUGACUGAGAAUUUAUACAAGCAGCUGGAUUUCUCCACCAAAUUCUUGAGAUACAAAAUCCCAUUCCCCAUGUUUGCCUACCCCCUAUACUUGUGGUAUAGAAGCCCCGGAAAAAGUGGAUCUCACUUCAACCCAUAUAGUAGUUUGUUCAAACCCAAUGAGAGAGAUUUGGUGAUCACUUCCACCAUAUGUUGGGCUGCAAUGGUUGCUUGUCUCCUCUAUGCUUCCACCAUUGUUGGCCCAACCAUGUUGUUCAAGCUCUACGGCGUUCCUUAUUUGAUAUUCGUUGUGUGGUUGGACACGGUUACAUAUCUGCACCACCAUGGUUACGACAAGAAACUCCCUUGGUACCGCAGCAAGGAAUGGAGUUAUUUACGUGGAGGAUUGACGACAGUAGAUCAAGACUAUGGAAUAUUCAACAAAAUUCACCACGAUAUUGGCACCCAUGUUGUUCACCACCUAUUCCCUCAGAUCCCACAUUACCAUUUAGUGGAGGCGACGAGGGAGGCGAAAAGGGUGCUCGGAAAUUACUACAGAGAGCCCAGAAAAUCUGGAGCCGUUCCGUUUCACUUGGUUCCGACGUUGUUGAAAAGUCUAAGUAGAGAUCAUUAUGUGAGUGACAAUGGAGACAUAGUUUACUAUCAAACAGAUGGAGAACUAUUUUCUUCUAAAGAGAUUUAGUGAUGGGCUCUAAACACCAAAGCAUAGUAGAUUUAUUUAAACUAGCUUUUUGGGGCCACAUUAUUUUCACAAGACAAAUAAUUGUGUGCAACAAUAAGCCUUUUAAAUAACUGUAGUAAGUUUUUUAGGUUGCAGUUUUGCUCUCCCUUGUUUUUUUGUCUUUCCUUAUGUUCAAUUAUGUAAUGUUGCUUUAAAUAAAGUUUACUUGUUGUAUUAUCAAA